Messenger RNA from Condylura cristata (star-nosed mole), 984 nucleotides. RefSeq names its product MANSC domain containing 4 (gene MANSC4). Bases 1 to 984 code for a protein of 327 amino acids. NCBI's taxonomy places the organism in Eukaryota, Metazoa, Chordata, Mammalia, Eulipotyphla, Talpidae. The record is from RefSeq and is a predicted model, not a curated record. The transcript has 3 exons.
AUGCACAGCACGGUGGCGGUGGGGGUGUUGCUGUUCCUGAGCAUGGGGUGUGCCACAGAUGCGCUCUGCUCACCCACCAUAUUUUAUAGAAACUGCUGGAUCCGGCGCUUCCCAGGUCUUCUUGUUGACCUGGAAGAGUCUCAGAAGCUGGGAGCCCAGUUCUUAAAGUACUACACUGAAAACACUGGCCAGAAGUGCAGUCGGAGCUGCUGCCUGAGGAAAGAAGUUUCCUGUAACCUGGCUGUCUUCUACUACGACCCCAUCCAUGACAGUGCCAACUGCCUGCACAUCCACUGCCCUGCACUGGAGAGCUGUGUCCUGGCCCCCGCCACUGGAGCGGUCCUGUACAACAUCACUGAUGGUUUAGAUCCAGAUUUGCUGGUUUUUGAACAAUCAUCUCCUACCUAUCUAAAUACCCGUUCUUCAUCUAACAAAUGGGACAGAGUAAGGAUUCUAAAAGCUGUGAAUUCAGGAAAACAACCAAACAACAUAAUCAGUACAAUGCUACCAUCAAUAGAAACUCUACCAUCAACCACAUAUCAUUUGAUUACAACCACUGAUGAUACCAGGUCUUCCAAAGAAAUGCCCACAGAUUCCUGGGCAAGAUUCAUUUCCUUCAAGGAUUCCAUCCCAACGGAGGUAAAUGUAGUGUCCCCUAGCACUGAUGCUAUCAAUAAUGCAGGUAACAAGACUAUUUCUCCUCUCUUCGUACCCACGGACAGAAAACUUUCUCAUAUGCCUGCUCCAACUAGGCUCAAUAGUAGCCAGCAAUUACCAAACAAAACCAAAUGGCACAAUGGCAGAAACUGGACCUCUGAGGGUGAUGACGCCACACCCGGGGGCACCCCUGGGGACUGGAUCUUGUGGCUGGUUCCUGUGGCACUAUGCUCUGCUGUCAUGUUUCUCGGCUGUUGUGCAGCCAUCCUGACGUGGGGAUGCUGUCAAAAGCAGCGGGGCCAAUAUAAACCAGGACAGCGAAAGUAA